This is a messenger RNA of Mytilus californianus (California mussel), 898 nucleotides long. RefSeq names its product MAM and LDL-receptor class A domain-containing protein 1-like. Bases 71 to 898 code for a protein of 275 amino acids. The transcript has 5 exons. Lineage: Eukaryota; Metazoa; Mollusca; Bivalvia; Mytilida; Mytilidae. The record is from RefSeq and is a predicted model, not a curated record. Gene Ontology annotation, cellular component: membrane.
AGCAAGUAUCAUUGAAAGCGACUCAAGUACGAUCAGCUGUUCUGACAACAAAACUAUUUCCAUAGUCAAUAUGACAGUAAAACAAACCACAACACCAUGUUCGGCUUAUGAGCAGUGUAGUCUGACAGAUGAAGAGAUGAGUAUCCAUAAAAAGAAUUGUAAUGAUGAGAUGUCAUGUUCCUUCACUUCGCUCGUUCCAAAUAGCUGUUUAAUGAAUUAUUACGGACACCUGAAUAUCUCGUAUUCUUGCAAAGAAAAUGUAGGCUGCAGUUGUAAUUUUGAAAGCGGGAUGUGUGGUUGGACCGUUAAAGGUCAGGAUAGGUACAUGUGGCAAAUCGGUAACGGAAAAAUUACUACAUCAAAUACAGGACCAAAUAGAGACCGCACAACUUCAACUUCGUAUGGUCACUAUGUUUAUACAGAAUCAAAAGGUGAUGUUAGACUAAAUGACGAAAGUGAUUUGAUAAGUGAGUUUAUAGUACCGAGCACGAAACAGUGUCUGUCAUUUUGGUAUCACAUGUACGGGAGAAGUUUAAAAAAACUGGUGGUAUACCAAAUGAAUAGUAAUUAUAAUAUUGAACUAUGGAAUGUAUCAAAUAGUCAAGGAAACAAAUGGUAUUUCCAGUCACUGACACUCAGAGAUAUAGGACCGUAUCAGAUUAAGUUUAAAGCAAUUAGAGGCAAGUGGCGCACAAGUGACAUUGCUAUUGAUGAUAUUGAUAUUACCAAUAAAGACUGCAAUGCUUUUCAUCUUCAAAUAGAUUGUAAUUUUGAAGCAGACAUUUGUAAAUGGUCAAAAAAUAAUAGCAAUAUAUAUGAAUGGAUAGUUUUGUCUGGCAGUACACCCUCUAAUGAUACUGGACCUGAAGUUGAUCACACUCUGGGUUCUUAUGGAUGA